Messenger RNA from Daucus carota subsp. sativus, 1305 nucleotides. Its product is annotated as WD repeat-containing protein LWD1. Bases 74 to 1108 code for a protein of 344 amino acids. Gene Ontology annotation, molecular function: protein binding. The record is from RefSeq and is a predicted model, not a curated record. The transcript has a single exon. Lineage: Eukaryota; Viridiplantae; Streptophyta; Magnoliopsida; Apiales; Apiaceae. Gene Ontology annotation, cellular component: nucleus.
GACUGUAUAUAUAAAUGCUAUAGGCGAGAAGACGGAAAUACUUGUAUUAAGAUAGGCAGCAGGUGCGAGAGCGAUGGUGGCGAGCAGCUCGCAAAAGCAAGAGAACUCCGACGAGCAACAACGGCGGUCGGAGAUAUACACAUACGAAGCCCCAUGGCACGUCUACGCCAUGAACUGGAGCGUCCGCGCCGACAAAAGCUACCGUCUCGCCAUCGGCAGUCUCCUCGAACACUACCACAACCGUGUCGAAAUCGUCCAGCUCGACGACGUCAACGGCGAGAUCAAAGCCGACCCCACCCUCUCCUUCGAGCACCCUUAUCCCCCCACCAAGACCAUUUUCAUCCCCGACAAGGAAUGCCAGAAGCCCGAUCUUUUCGCCACCUCCAGUGACUUCUUGAGGAUCUGGCAGAUCAAUUCCGACUCUGUUGAAUUGAAAUCUGUGCUGAAUAAUAAUCGGAACAGUGAUUUCUGUGGGCCCCUCACUUCGUUUGAUUGGAAUGAGGCGGAGCCGCGGCGGGUGGGGUCCAGUAGUAUUGACACGACUUGUACUAUUUGGGAUGUGGAGAGGGAGUGUGUGGAUACUCAAUUGAUUGCUCAUGAUAAAGAGGUUUAUGAUAUUGCUUGGGGUGGGGUGGGUGUUUUUGCUUCGGUUUCUGCUGAUGGGUCUGUUAGGGUUUUCGAUUUGAGGGAUAAGGAGCAUUCGACUAUCAUUUACGAGACUUCGCAACCCGAUACCCCUUUAGUUAGAUUAGGUUGGAAUAAGCAGGACCCGAGGUAUAUGGCGACAAUUAUUAUGGACAGUGCUAAGGUUGUGGUUCUUGACAUUAGGUUUCCUACUUUGCCUGUUGUCGAGUUACAAAGACAUCAGGCCAGUGCGAAUGCCAUUGCCUGGGCUCCCCAUAGUAGUUGUCACAUUUGUACGGCUGGAGAUGACUCACAGGCCUUGAUUUGGGAUCUUUCCACUAUGGGACAGCCUGUCGAAGGUGGCCUCGAUCCUAUUUUGGCCUAUACUGCUGGAGCCGAGAUCGAGCAAUUGCAGUGGUCUUCCUCCCAGCCCGAUUGGGUUGCUAUUGCGUUUUCCAAUAAGCUUCAGAUUCUGAGGGUAUGAUGGUAGUAGCUGCAUUAUGUUCCUUCAUUCCUCUUUUCGUUUUUUGUUACUAGUAGAUUGUUGUUGGCCGCUUCAGUCUUGAGAUUGAUUUUCCUUUUUAUUUUAGAUAUGUGCUUUUAAAAGAUGAACAUCGAUGAACUGUUGUUUUUGGUCAAUCACUCAAUUGUUUAAUGUUAGUUUAUCUGCGUCUUCCUCUA